Molecule: messenger RNA, 2082 nt
Organism: Candidozyma auris
Lineage: Eukaryota; Fungi; Ascomycota; Pichiomycetes; Serinales; Metschnikowiaceae
Product: putative ubiquitin-specific protease
Exons: 1
Coding region: 1-2082 (693 amino acids)
Biological process (GO): protein deubiquitination
Cellular component (GO): cytosol; nucleus
Molecular function (GO): cysteine-type endopeptidase activity; cysteine-type deubiquitinase activity
Source: RefSeq, a predicted model, not a curated record
AUGUUCUCCAAACGACCCGAUAAGCACACAACCGGGUUGAUUAACAUGCGAAAUGACUGCUUCGCCAAUGCGACCAUCCAAGCGUACUCGUCUUUACCGGGUCUCACGGAAUACCUCAACGCCUUUAUGAAAGCGUACGCAAAUAUCUUCGAUCUCGAGAAAAAAUACAGGCUUUCUCUUAGAGAUUUAAGUUCGGCCAAACGUAUCAGGCCCACACUUCAAUCGAAGGCCAGAAGAGAACGAUUUGAUGUUGGAAACAAAGAUGAUCCCAUUCAAGAUCAAGUCCGUAUUACGUUACAUAUUGCGCUUGCAAAAAUCAUGAAAAAGCUUCAAGAUACACAAAUGAGUACUCGAACCAUCUCAGUUUGGACGUUUCUCCACGAACUUGAGGGAAUCUACCAUGCCAAGAUUUCUAGAUCGCAGCAUGAUGCCCAUGAAUUGACCCAACUAAUAAAUGAAACGUUGGAAUUCGAAAACUCGAAUUGUUCAAGGUUACUGAAUAUCCUUAGGGAAUCUUUACUUAGAAAUGGAGGUAGCCAUUCUGAUAUCGAGUCCAUUCAUGUUCCCGAAUUUCCUUUAAAUGGCCUAUUAUUGUCGCAAAUGCAAUGCUUAAACUGUCUGCAUCUUUCGAAGCCUGAUUUUACGCCUUUUCUCAUGCUCACAUUGCAUCCUCCACAGUUAUCUGUAAGUGAUUUGGAGUCCCUUCUCAAUGAAAAUGAGUCCGAAACUAUUAGUGGGUAUCAUUGUUUGAAGUGCCGCAUCCGUGAAAUUGUUGAGCAUGUGCGUCAUGAUAUCCCUUCACAUCUUUUAAAACAGUUUCAGCAACUCAAUCAGGAUAGAGCUCUCUUCAUCAACGAGGAAGUACCAACGGAACUAGAGACUUAUAUCGAUGAUUUUUUUCGGAAUGAUACAGAAAAUGGAAAUAUGACCUCAACUGUUAUACGCAAGACUCAUAUCCUCAAACCUCCCAAGAUUUUUGGCAUUCAUUUAUCUAGAUCAACAUUCGAUGGUGUCAGCGUUUCAAGGAACCUGUGCCGAGUUGCAUUCAAUGACAGAUUGAAUUUAUCGAUAAAAAAUGAAUAUGUAAAGGAGCUUCAAUAUGCGCGAGGCACAGAUGCCAUGUUUCAACACAUCUCUCAUGAGACUAAUAUCCUUACACUUGAUAAGGAAGACAUGGAAAAUGAGAGUGUUCAAGUGGAAGAUAUUGAUAAGGUUGGACUGGACUCUGAAGUUCAGUAUGACAGUUCUGAUUCUGGGCAUGACUCAUACAGUACUUCAGAGAGCACCUCAGGAUCUUCUCAAGGAACCGAAUCCAUAUUUAUGGGCAUGGACAGCUCUUCUCGAGGCUUCAUCGAUGGCAAAAACGAUUCUAGUAAAACAGAUUUGAGCAAUUCGCUGCUGUGCGAAGGACAGUUGGAAGGUCUCAAGAAUCAUUUUCAGCAUUUCAAAUUCGAUGAGAACAAUAUCUACAAAUAUCGCCUCCGUGCAAUCAUAAAGCAUCAAGGAUCACACACUCAAGGCCACUACGAAUGCUACAAGAGGAAACCGUUGUUUGUAAAAGACAGUACAGGAAAUGUGUUGAAAAUCUCACCCGAAAUUGACGAAUCUUAUAUUCAAAAAGUCGAACUGAUAGGAACUACAGAACCCCAGCCAAAAAAUCUUCUGAACUCUGCCUCCUACGAUGAGAGACCCAAUGCUUUCAGAAACAAGAUUUCCAGCAUCAUUGGUCGAAGGCCAUCAAUUUCGCAAACAGAUCCUGAACAUGCAAAUUUGCAGGAAAUUAUACAUUCAGGUCUGGCCACUCCAGCAGAAGUGUUAAUUGAUCGUGAUGAUUAUUUUCAAAGUCCAUCUGUAAAUGAUUUAGAGGAACUGCUUGGUAAGAUUAAGCUCAAUGGAGACCAAUUUGAGAGAACGAAAGACAAGAUCAGAAUGAAAAAAAUUCCCACACUCAUCAAACAUCCAUUUUGGAAAGUUGGUGAUGCGGAAGUAUCGGAAGUAUCGAAGCCGUCUGUUCUUCUCGAGACAGCCAGUGUGUACAUGCUCUAUUACGAGCGCACUGACAGAAAACAACACAAAGUAUAG